Messenger RNA from Paramecium octaurelia, 5268 nucleotides. Lineage: Eukaryota; Ciliophora; Oligohymenophorea; Peniculida; Parameciidae. The record is from the annotation of a GenBank genome assembly.
AUGAAAUUUAUUAAGAAAUGUUUGAAAUAUUAAAGGCUUCAAUUAUAAUAUUUGAUUGGACAUACCUAGGUAGCAUUAGAAUAGGAAAACAAAAUAUUUUGGACAGUGUGCGAAUUCAUUAGAAUGUUUUAAACCAUCGCUCUAGUUUUACUAUAUAAACAUAUUAUUCGAAUGCUUAAUACUAAUAUUGAAUUUGAUUAGCCAUCUUCGAGUUAGGAUAAGGUUGAACUGUUAUGUAGAAUUACGAUGCCUACCAUUUUGGUAUAAGAAUAUUUGUCCUUAGAACAAAUUAUAUAUUUCUAAAUAAUAUUUUUGGCAUCACUCUUUUUAAUGUUGCUCAUCAACGUGGUUGCAUUGAGAUUGGAGUAUAUACAUUUUAAACAAAUAAAAUUUCAAAAUAAGCGGACAUUUAACAAAGUAGAUGGCAAUAGUUUUUGUAAUGAUUAUUAACUUAUUUUGUAGAAUCGCUUAAUCUAUUGAAUAGCACCUACAAUAACAAUGAUUUUACAGAGCAUUUCCUAUUGAAACAACUAAUGGGCACCGACAAUGGAUCCCUUAUUGAAUUGCAAUUACUGCGAACCUCAAUAUUAACCAAUUAUUUCACGCACAUCAUGUUCCUACCUUAAAUUUAUUGGGUUGCCAUCAUAUUCUAUCGAAUCCACAAACAAACCAAUUACUCAAUAGGACUGUUUAUUUUAAACUUUACACUCAACUCAAUUUAACUGCUUUUUCUCAUAAUAUUAGAAACUUUAUCUUUGUACAUGUAAUAAUCCUAUCGACUUAAAGACACCAAUUAUUUGAGAUUGAGAAUAACCACUUCGUUUAAAAUAGGACAGAUGCUGAGAAUCAUUCCGACUCUAAUAUACUUUAGCGUACUUUACAUAGUAGAACCAAUGACCAUAUACAACAACUUAGUAUUUGAGCAAGUGUUGUCAUGUUUUGGAAUUUUGAAUUUGAUAUUUGAUCUCCAAGAUCAAUCCUUCAAUAUCCCGUUUGUUUAGCCCUAUAAAAUCUAUGUAUUUCACUUGGCAUUUUCAUUGGCGUUUUGUUUGUCCUUUUUAAAACUGUUGCAGUUACACAUAAAUGACAUAAUAACAUUGUCAAUGAUGAUAUCUCCUUGUAUGUGCAAGAUGCUCAACCAAUUGACAGACUUCAAUUUCAAGAAAAUAAUAACUCAUACCUUGCAUCCAGAGAAUAUUCCGCCUAAAUAAAAGAUUUUGAAACGAAAUUCCCAAUCAAUAACCAAAUCCCUUAUCGUUAAUGACGAUGUUCAUCAAAUUGAAAGGCAGAUCUGCUUAUAGAAAUUAGAGCAAGUGAGUAUGAUUAGACUUACAAAUUACAAGUAUUUCCUACAAUUCCUGAGACUCUAUGAGUUACUGUGUAUUAAUUAGCAGCAUGUAUAUCAAACAACAGAUGUUUUCAAUCCCAACAAAUCAAAGUUCCUAAUGCAAUGCUUCAUUCUAAUAAAAACUCACAUUGAACUAUGCAAUAAUGUGUACUGUUUUUGCAGAGGAUUUUGGGGAGAGAAGAAACAGACUCUCUCUGUAAACUUACAAAAAUAGGAUAUGAAAAUCUUCUCUGAUUACACUUGUAAGGGUCUAACCAUUUCAAUAGACUUGAUCGAUAGAUACAUUCGAUAUUACAUUAAACUUAUUUUGAAUAUAGAAAUAUAUGUCACACAACCUAAUUUAACAUACAUAGCUCAGUUAAUCAGUUUUCUAAGCAAAUCAGAAGAGUCAUUACAGGCAUGGCUAUAAGUUAUGGAGGUAAAGCUCUAAUUGCAAGAGUAAAAAAAGCCAUUUGAUGAAAUAACUACCAAUCUGAUAAUAAGUUACUCUAAAUAUCAAACACUGUUUAGAGCGUAGUUUUAUUUGAAUGACAAAUCCAUCAGGAAGACUAUCCUAUACGGAGAUUAUAGGAACACUGAGUUGCAGAGAAGUCUGUUUAUACAUAAAUUGAUGCAGAGUCUGGAUGUAAAGAAGAGUUACUUAAUCAGAUUAGGGAAUAAUAAGCAAUCAUACGAAGAGGUUCAAUAACUUUACAUUGAAUCCAACUCUUACUUCCUGCAACUACAAAGUGAAUUGCAAGAAUUUCAUGAUCAAUCGCAAUGUCGAACUUCUUGUUUGCUGAUGAUGCUGUACUAUUGUGAAGUUCGUUGUGAUUACCUGCAGUUUUAGAAGUAUAAGAAUGUAACUCUAUUUACUAUAUUUUUUAGUAUCUCAGAACAAAGGACGUUAAGUUUUUUGAGUUCCCAAUUAUGUUUAAUGCUCCUCAAAACAUUUGUUAUUUGAAGGUGAAUUUGUCAAGAUUCUCAAAACACAAGUGUCGAGGCGAAAUCUUAUCAAGAUCAGAAAACUCAUUUACGUUUUUUGGAUUCGAAUCCAAGGAUGAUUUCCUACGUCAACGAGUUACUGUUCAUGAGUUAGUGCCACGUUUGAUUUCCUCGGUGCACAACACGAUUAUUGAGUUAUUUCUAAUGAGCAAUCGACCUAAUGUAAUCAGAAAGGAGAGGUACCUUAUAGCGGAGAAGACCAACCAAGAGAUCGUUUUCAUUGAGAUGUUUAUAGACUUGUGCUUUGUGAUUACUGGCACUGAGUUUCCGGUGUAUUGUUUCAUGCAAGAAAUCAAGCCAGUUGGAGUCUUCGAGAAUAUAAGGGGACACAUAAUUGUGGACGACUAUGAAAUCAUUCAAGGCAUAAGCUCCUUAGCUUACCAAUCUUUAUUCCUGGAUUCGCCAAGUGAAAUCUGCAAUAGGGAGAUUUCAGAAUUCUAUGGAGAUUUCACUGAAAUUGCCUAGAGACUUAAUCAAAUGAUGGACACAAAAACCAGUAGAUACAGGGGCAUGACUUAAUCGGUGGUCAGCUAGUAGGGCAUUCAAUAGAAGGAUGCGAAUUCGGUGUAUAAUCAUUACAAGUUGAAAUUGGAGGAUCAAUUAUUCAUCAUGAGUGAGUAGGACAAGUUCUUUAUUGAUAUGACAGUCACAUUGACGUAUGGGAUUAUCAAUGGGAAAGUUUCAAAAGUAUUGUUAUUUAUUUAUAUUAUAUUUUAAAUAGUACUUUGUCAUUGAGUUUAAUAAAGUUUAACAAAUUGAUAUCACUGAGAAUAAUGACUCCAAUUAAACCAACAGUUUGAAAAGCAGUGUAAAGUAGUCUUAAUAUACUCAAAGAACAAACACCUUAUACGACAUCUAAGACAACGAGAGGAGAAGCAGCGAGGGAUCUAUCAAACUGCAGAAGUACUCAUUUCCCUAGCUCAAUGAACAAUGCAUAACAGUCUCCCAGAAUCAAAUGCAAGGAUUGAAGCAAGAAUAAUCGGAUGACAGAAUCAACAACCAAAAAAAACUGGAGAGGAAAUCCAAGUUCUUCAAUUUCAAAGGAGUUGCCAGGAAGUCUGAUUCUAAUGAACAAUUUAAUAAUGAUCACGAUUCUGGAUCUUCUAAUCACAAGGCGUCGGCGACAUCGCAGAAACAACAAUUAGAUGUUCAAAAGUUCGUUUCAAAAGGUAUGCAAUAUUAGGAAUUCUCGAAUUUUGACUACGAGAAAAUCAUAUUUGUAAUACACAUGAUAAAUGCUUUGAUCCUGGGAAUCAUUUUAGUCUUUCUGCUGCUUUACUAAUUGAAGUUCAAAAGCCAAGCAGAAUCAAUAAUCCCGACCAUUUAAAUUUUACAAGCCUUCAUUACUACUGAUUACACCGACAACAUCCAAUUGUCCCUGAUGUACAAUAAAUAGAAAGAACUCAAUCAGCAGGAUCAAUAUUACCAACACCUAUAGAGGUUAUUGGUAAAGGAUGCCAAAAACUACUUAAUGUACCAAAAGAACUACUUCUUAAAUUAAUAGAUCUAAAAUGUAUUUAGUGACACCUAAGUGCAACAUGAGAGUGAACAGGACACUAGUGCUUGGAAUGCAGCCUUUUACAUCCUCUACAAUCAACUCGACUUUGUACAGGAUCAGAACCAAAAUCAAACCAACUAAUUGCCGACUUAUGUAAAUCUGCUUCUGGACUUCCCAUAUCACAAAACAGCCUAUGAAAAUAUCAAUCAGGCAUUUAGUGAUUACGUUUAGUUGUCUAUUGACAACUUUUCCGAUUCCCAAAAGGCUCUCAUAAUAAUCCUAGUGGUCCUAAGCAUUAUUAUAUCCUUCAUCUCUCUUAUUGUGUAUCAUAACUACUUCAAAUACAUGAAAAAGAUAACCAGAUGCAGUGAGCAGGUGCAAUUUGAUGCACUUGAAUCUGAGAUCAAUAUCUGUGCGACGAUCUUAACCAAUAAAUAAGUAUAUACUCAUUAUCAUCUAGAAAUUGUGUCUUUAUGAUUACAAGAUGGACUUCACAGCAAAUUUCGAUUUUCGAUAGCAUCAAGAAGGUCAGACUCAUUUUUCUAGUUAUAAAGUGAUUAACAGUUCUCAGACUAAUACCAAGCGAUCACUCAAUUUCACAGAUGGCAUUUCGAUAAAAAGAGCAUUGAGCUUUUUGUAUCCUCUAUUUUGUCUGUCAAUCACAUUAAUCUAUUUAGGAGUGACAUACAUGGAUACGGAGAAUGUGAUGUCCGGUUUACAGAAGGAUAUAACCAUAUACAACGAAGGCAUAUUAUUUUAGGAACAGUUUUCGAUGCUCUGUAUUAGUAGUAUAUUGCAAGAGAAUAAGGAUUAUCUAUUCUAGAAGAAGUACAUCACUGCAUCCUAGUUGCAACAAUAUUAUGACUACAUCUCGCCUUCCAUUGUCACCACUCAACAAUUGAGCAAAAUCAUUCGACUGCCAACAGGCAUCAGGAGUGCUGAUGUGAUAGACUCCCUAUCUGUUAACAUUUGCAGUAUCUUCUCGGAUUAGGUGGAUGUGUAAUUAUGCGAACGAUUAGACUAAGGGUUGCUGCAGAAUGGAGUCUUGGAGUCUACGCAAUUCUACAUUAUUCAGUAUAGGAACAACUACGAACUCAAUUAUCAAGACACCUUGGAUUAUAGUACCACAGAGGAUAUCGUCUCAAUCAAUUUCAUCAUCAAAGGCAUCACUAAUUACAUCAACAGAUCUAAGGAAAAUUUGGAAACUUACAUUCAGGAACAAAUUGAUUUAAAAAUGAACUGGUUCAUCUUCAUUUUCACAUUGACAAUUAUUUUGCAAGUAAUCCUAUCCCUUUUGAUUUCAUAAAACCUAAAAUGGAGAUUGAAAUCCUUAAAACAAUUGAUAUACUUAUUGCCUCGUGACACUUUAUAUGCAAAUGAUAGUUUUAUGAAAACACUAAAUUACGUACAAAGACAUCAAAAUGAUUUAUGUUAAUGA